AUGACUACGCUCCAGCCACUUACUCUCUACGCCAUUCGCGCCGGAGCUAAUCCCUGGAAGGUUGCGUACAUCCUCGAGGAGCUUGGCCUUCCCUAUAAGAUGGAACAAGUCGAGUACCCGGACUUGAAAAAGGAGCCCUUCCUUUCACUCAAUCCGAACGGGCGCGUUCCUGUUCUAAAGGACCCAAAUAAUCAGGAUAUGGUGCUUUGGGAGUCCGGGGCUAUCAUCGACUAUCUGAUUGAUGUCUACGAUAAAGAAUUCAAGCUACACCACCCAAGCGGGCCCGAGAAGUACGCAACCUGGGCCUGGGAGCACUUCCAGAUGAGUGGACAGGGUCCAUACUUUGGACAGAAAGCCUGGUUCGAGAGAUACCACGCUGAGAAGCUGCCAUCUGCGAUAGAAAGAUACCGCAAAGAGAUCAAGCGGGUCCUUGGGGUGCUCGACUCUCACCUGGCAAAACAGGGGACAGACUAUCUGACUGGAAAUAAAGUGACCUAUGCGGACAUCAUGUUCAUCCCGUACUUCAAAGGGCUCGUGGUUAUUGCUCCUGAAGUCAGUACGAGCGAGUUCAAAAACUACGAAGCGUGGCUUGAAAGGUUGAUGUCACGUCCAGCCGUUGCCAAAGUCUGGGCCAAUCAAUCAGAGACCCUUGCAACUGCGGCGGCACAGCCCCCUUCGCAGGAAGUCAUAGACUCUCAGUGA
Messenger RNA from Clonostachys rhizophaga, 702 nucleotides. The record is from the annotation of a GenBank genome assembly. Lineage: Eukaryota; Fungi; Ascomycota; Sordariomycetes; Hypocreales; Bionectriaceae.